Messenger RNA from Parasteatoda tepidariorum (common house spider), 1283 nucleotides. RefSeq names its product mitochondrial amidoxime-reducing component 1. Gene Ontology annotation, molecular function: pyridoxal phosphate binding; molybdenum ion binding; catalytic activity. Lineage: Eukaryota; Metazoa; Arthropoda; Arachnida; Araneae; Theridiidae. The record is from RefSeq and is a predicted model, not a curated record.
GAACUCUAGAUAUCUAUCGGCAUACAUUUGUAGAUAUCAAGAAGCGGGCAGUUUCUGCUUCUUAGUAUCUAUUCUAAGUUGUUUUCAAACAAAUUUCUCUGGUAACAAUUAGUCUGGGUAACAAAGUAGGAAAUAUUAUUGCUUUUAUGCAUACGUCUAAUAUUUGCAUAGAUAGAAACUAAUAAUUUCUUCAAAAUGCCUCAAGUAGCAAGCGGUUGGAUAGUUCUGCCUAUUUUAGCCGUUGUUGCAGUGGGAGCUUUCAUUUGGAAGAAAAAACGAUAUGUGAAAGUGGGAUGCAUUAAUAGAAUACUGUUCUAUCCUGUGAAGUCCCUGAGAGGACUGGAAAUCACAGAAGGAAAGUGUACGAAAUUGGGACUUGAAGUAAAUGGACUCUUAGACCGUUCAUUUAUGAUAAUAUCGGAAGAAGAUAAUAAACUGAUUUCUCAGCGUGAAGCACCAACACUAUCUCUACUGACGCCGAAAAUUGUUGACUCAAAUCUUAUCAUUUCUGGACCUAACGUAGACCCUUUGACUGUAAAGAUAGAAUCCACUCCUAACAAGGAUGAUAAAAUUAUUGAAUGUCAGGUACAUGGAGAAGUGUGUUAUGUUGUUGAUUGCGGCGAACAAGCAUCAAAAUGGUUUCAGAAUUUUCUAAAAAGGCCCAAUAUUCGAUUAGUUCAUUUCUUUCCCGAUUUUCCCAAAAGAAAGUUUGUACAAAAUCAUCAGUUUUUCAAGAAAUUAAGAGAGAAACAUCCAAUUUCCCUUCAAGACAUAGCUACAUUUCAUGUUAUGUCACAGUCAUCAAUUGAUGAUUUGAACUCCAGGCUUGUUGAGAAACAAAUUUCUUUCCGAAAUUUCCGUCCCAACAUUUUAGUUGAUGGAUGUGCUGCACCAUUUGCGGAAGAUUCGUGGCAAUACAUAAAAUUUGGAGAGGAAGUUGAAAUGGAAAAUGUUUUUCCUAUCACUAGAUGCUUAAUGACAACGGUUGAUCCCGAUAAAGGAAUUUUAACUCAAAAAGAGCCAUUGACGACUUUAAGAAAGUAUCGAAUACCAAAGGAUCCUAAAAUAAUAAAAAUACUUGGCUCCAUUCCUUGUUUUGGAACUGGUUGCUUUGUAUUAAAAACUGGAACUAUCAAAGUACAGGAUGAAAUUUACGCUACAAUCACCCGUCCACUGGACACAGUACAGAAAUAAAGCUUUUUUAAUGAGUGACAUUUGCUUCAUUUAAACUGUUUUGUUGUAUGUUGAAAAUUGAAAGAAAUACACCUUUUUUUUUAUCCGCC